AUGUUUGGACGGAGAGUCCUGUACCUGCCUGGCUUCUUCUCCUAUGGUAAGAGAGGUCUUAUUAUAUCUUAUCUUAUUAUUUCACAGGAAAUUAUUACUUGAUAAGAGAUUUUUUUUUUAGCACAGCACAUUGUGAAGGUGGACGGAAAGAGAGGACUCUUCCGCGGCCUCUCUCCUCGUAUCGUAUAGAAUAGGGAAUAACUGCACAUGUUGUAGUCUAUCAGGUUAUAUGUCAAUAUGAAUCAAAUGUGAAGAUCGGGCAGUAUUUGAAAGAAUUGAAGAGAUUUUUGCAAAUGAGAGUCUUAUAAAUUAACUUGUAUGCUGUGCGUGAGGCCUUGUGUGAGAUUAUAUGUAGCAAUUAAGAGUGACAGGCGUUUGUUUGAAGCACUAAAGAUGAUAUCACAAUGUUGUGAAAGGUGUCAGAGUUAUUAACUGUUUUUCUUCUCAGCAGGUGGAGCGUCUGUCCAAGAUAGACAAUGUGCAGAAUUCACUCAGGAAGGUGUUUCAAGAGGUGAGAUGUCAGCUGCUGUUGAAUCUGUGGGAUUAACCAGAUUUCUCUAUUCAUGCAAUCAAAUGAAAAUGGUAUAUUAUAGAUAUAUAGACGGUCUCAUCCUAUUUUAUGCUUAGUUGCACUUUUGAAUUCAGACAGUCCAUAAAGUGGACGUUGUUGCUCAUGAUGUGGAUUAAAGAGAUAAAACAUUAUGUCUGCAGACACUCUGCCAUCCUGUUGCGUGAAUCACUUGCCAAAGGAAGGCAAGUGAACAGCAAGUGAUUCACACAACAGGAUGGCCCAGCCAGGCUACCAGCAGACCACUGCAUAGAAAAGUGCAGAUGCUACCACAGAGUCAUAGAAAGUCCUGAGCAGAGUCCUGCACACUCCAAAGGACCUCAGUCUCCUCAGCAGGUGGAGACGACUUUGGCCCUUCUUGUACAGGACGUCUGUGUUGGUUGACCAGUCCAGUUUAUUGGACUGGACAUCCAGGAAUCUGUAGGACUCCACUAUCUCGAUGUCCAGACCCUGGAUGUUCACUGGAACAGUCUGAGGUGUCCUCCUCCUGCAGAAAUCCACGACCAUCUCCCUUGUGUUACUGGUGUUUAGCUGGAGGUGGUUUGUGCCACACCAGUUGACAAAGUCAGUGAAGACAGUCCUGUAUUCCUGCUCAUCCCCUGACGAUACACAUCCGACGAUGGCUGUGUCAUCAGAGAACUUCUGGAGGUGACAGCUCUCAGAGUUGUAGCUGAAGUCCGAGGUGUACAGGGUGAAGAGGAAGGGAGAGAGCACUGUCCCCUGUGGAGCCCCGUGCUGCAGACCACCAUGUCCGACACACAGUUCUGAAGCCUCACAAACUGUGGUCUGUCGGUGAGGUAGUCCACAGUCCAUGCAGCUAGGUGACAGUCCACUCCCGCCCUCUGGAGCUUCCCCCCUGAGCAGUGAAGGCUGGAAGUGAAGGCUGGAUGGUGUUGAAUGUAUAUCUCAUUAUUGACCUUUGAGCCCACAGUUAUGACUCAAUAUUUAGGUUUUUCAUUCAUGGAGGCCAAAUCUUUGUUUUCUAGCUGGUGAAAAUGGGCCUCCUUAUGUACCAGCCCUGUGCAGUCAGAGUGACAUUUCCAGCGUCUGCUCAGAGUUCGAGGUUGAUCUCCAUGUAAAAACAGUCAAAGAGGACAGAGGACAGGUAAGUGCAGAGUAAUUCAUUGUCAAAUAGCAGAAAACAAACAUCAGCCACAUGCUACAAAGAGAACAGUGGUUUAAAUAAUGUACACCUCCACAACCUGUCAGUUAAAAUCUUGAGAUUAGAAUUGCUUUAUCCAACUAACAUUACUAGUUCUUACUUUCUUAAAGUUGAAAAACUCUAAGUGUUGUAUCAGUUAACCCACUUAUUAGUUUCUUUACCUUGCAGCAGCCUUGUAUGGUCAGCAGGGGGAGAAACAGGCCAGGAAACUGCGCCUGUAGCUCAGCACUGAAGAGAGAUACCUGCUGGCGAGGGGAAAACUGAAUCUCCACAUCACAUGAGCCACCUUUUGCUGUCAGCACCAGCUCUACUGUGGGACUGAAUGAGAGAUCCUGGGAGAGAAUUUGGAGAUUAAGAGAUGAUCAUAAAAUCACAUAAUGUGCUGCUAGUCAAAAUGUCCUGCUGAGCUCAAUGACUUCAGACCAGUGGCCCUCACUUCACACACCAUGAAAACCCUGGAGCAGCUGAUUCUAUGCCUUCUGAGGUCUGAGGUCAAAGACAAACUGGACUCCCUGCAGUUUGCAUACAAAG
Molecule: messenger RNA, 2261 nt
Organism: Xyrichtys novacula (pearly razorfish)
Lineage: Eukaryota; Metazoa; Chordata; Actinopteri; Labriformes; Labridae
Source: the annotation of a GenBank genome assembly